AUGCCACAGAAUCAUGCGGGUCUAUCUCCCGCCUCCGUUGAGACCGUCGCCGGUCUUUCCGCGGGAUCCAUAGCUACGCUUGUCGUCCAUCCGCUCGACAUCGUCAAGACCCGGAUGCAGAUCUACCAGCGCACCUCUCAUCAGCCUCUCACCACUGUAUCGUUGAUCCGCUCCCUGACACAGACGCCACAUCCCGUAGCGUCUCUCUACCGAGGUCUCGCGCCUAACCUUCUUGGAAAUGCCUCUAGUUGGGCUUCCUUUUUCUUUUUCAAGGCCCGGGCCGAGCGUGCCCUCCUAGCCUUGAAGGCUUCUCCAGAUGUCUCGCUCGCACCGCGAGACUAUUUCGUGUCCUCGGGGCUGGCCGGUCUCAUCACCCAAGUCUUGACGAACCCCAUCUGGGUAAUGAAGACACGCAUGCUAUCAUCUGACCGGACUGCCGCUGGCGCAUAUCCGAGUAUGCGGGCCGGCGCCGCUCACCUCUUACGUCACGAGGGCUGGAGGGGAUUUUAUCGAGGCUUAGGGAUCAGCUUAUUAGGCGUAGCUCACGGAGCGGUGCAAUUUGCCGUUUACGACCCAGUCAAAAGACUGUACUUUGCGCGUCGCAGUCCCUUUCCAAGUCACCGGGAACCAGAUAGCCUGGGAAGGCAGAGGAUGAGUACCGAGGCGACCCUUGUGAUCUCCAGCGUCGCCAAGUUAGUCGCCGGAGCAGUUACAUAUCCCUACCAAGUCAUUCGCAGCCGUCUCCAGAACUACGAUGCUGAUACAAGGUUUGGAAGGGGUAUUAAAGGAGUCGUAACGAGAACGUGGAUGGAAGAAGGAUGGCGAGGCUUUUACCGUGGGAUCGUACCCGGGGUGGUAAGAGUCCUCCCUGCGACCUGGGUUACGUUUCUCGUAUACGAAAACGUCAAGUUCUACUUGCCCCAGUGGACAACCUAG
Daldinia childiae is the source of this 936-nucleotide messenger RNA. Its product is annotated as Mitochondrial FAD carrier protein FLX1. The transcript is spliced from 2 exons. Gene Ontology annotation, molecular function: folic acid transmembrane transporter activity; FAD transmembrane transporter activity. NCBI's taxonomy places the organism in Eukaryota, Fungi, Ascomycota, Sordariomycetes, Xylariales, Hypoxylaceae. Bases 1 to 936 code for a protein of 311 amino acids. Gene Ontology annotation, cellular component: mitochondrion. Gene Ontology annotation, biological process: nucleotide transport; folate import into mitochondrion. The record is from RefSeq and is a predicted model, not a curated record.